CGGCUCACUCUGCCCCACAGAGAGCUCAACCCUACCACUCUGGUGCUAAGCCGAAGAGGGAUACCACGUCUCAAACUCUGAGACUCUGAGGAUUUUUUUUCUUCCUCAAGAGAAGGGAGGAACUUUUUUUCAUAAAGAAUGGGAGACUAUGAUGAAGACACUGCAUUCCUCGGACAGACUGGUCCUUAUUUUUGGACCACAUUCUUCCUCCUAAACACAGUUUUUGUCUCAACUGGAUUCAACGGACUUUACAUUGUCUUUGUUGGGGCAGCUCCGAAACACCACUGCCUCAUUCCAGACAUUAACUUGACUGAGGAGUGGAGAAAUGCCAUCAUUCCAUUGACGAUAGUGGAUGGUGAGGAGGUGCAGAAUCAGUGCAGCAGAUAUAGGCUGGAUGUGGUGAGAAAUCUCUCCGCCAAAGGAUAUAUUCCUGGAACGGACGUCAUCCUACCUAACUUGGAGCAGGAGGGAUGCUUAGAUGGAUGGACCUACAGCAAAGAGAUCUACCAAGCCAACAUAGUCACUGAGUGGGACCUUGUUUGUGACAACCAGUGGAAAGUUCCCUUUGCAUCCUCAACUCUCUUUGUGGGAUACCUCGUUGGGUCCCUAAUCUCAGGGCAGCUUUCUGACAGGUUUGGGAGGAAGAAGGUUGUUUUCAUCUCUCUUGCGGCCCAGUGCAUCUCAGUCCUGCUUCAGUCCUUCUCUCAUUCAUGGCGGAUGUUCUGCAUUAUGUUCCUCUUUGUUGGAGCCUCCCAGAUUUCCCUCUAUAUAUCUGCAUUUGUACUAGGAACGGAGGUGUUAAGUAAAACAAUGCGAGUGGUCUUCACAACUCUCGGGGCCUUUCUUUUUUAUUGCCUUGGUUACAUGACACUACCCUGGAUUGCAUAUGGCAUUAGAGAAUGGAGGACUCUUCUUGCCGUUCUGUCCACCACUUCUGUGGUCUACAUCCCACUGUGGUGGUUCAUCCCGGAGUCUCCUCGAUGGCUGAUAACUCAGGGAAGAGUAAAGGAGGCUGAGGCCAUAGUCAGAGAUGCUGCAAGGAAAAAUAAAGUUGAGGCACCAACUGUAAUUUUUAAAGAGGCUGAGGCAGUGUCUCCAGUCAGGACAUAUACCAUGCUUGAUAUUCUGAAAUCCAAGAACAUCAGAUGCAUCACACUGAUGUGUCUCCUUUUGUGGAUGGCAAUAAACAUUGGGUAUUUUGGAUUAUCCCUGAAUACUUCCAACUUGAGUGGCAACCCCUUCAUGAACUGUUUUUUAUCAGCUACUAGUGAGGUCCCUGCCUACAUUGUUUCUACUUGGCUGCUAAGGAAAUGUCCAAGAAGAGCACUUCUGUCAUCAUUCCUUAUCAUUGGAGGAGGAGUUCUUCUUCUCAUCCAGUUCAUCCCUGAUUCCCUUCAGUAUGUUGCUCUGGCACUGGAAAUGACUGGGAAGUUUGGCUUCACCAUGGCCUUCAGCAUCGUCUACAUCUACACCGCUGAGAUUUACCCCACUGUACUCAGGAAUGUUGGCAUGGGAGUGUGCUCCUCUGCUGCACGCAUUGGCAGUAUCACAGCUCCUUAUGUCAUCUAUUUAGGUACUUAUAAUAAGGUUCUGCCUUAUAUUCUCAUGGGAAGUCUCACAAUUGCCUCCUCUGUGGUGAACUUAUUCCUUCCAGAGACCCUCAAUAGAGAUCUUCCAGAAACAAUGGAGCAGAUGCAAGACUGUCAAGGGUGGUGCAAUGUAUCCAAAAAGAAGAAAUCUGUUCAAAAUGGAGGAGGGGGCAACCCAUCCAUACAUGAGGUCAAAUCUGAUGUGCAAACCCUUACUCUUUAGUUUUUCUCAGCCCUGAUUCACUGAUUCACAAGACAGACAGAAAGAACAGUUCUCUUGCUUGAAAGUAAUAUGAAAUCUGAAAAUAAAAUCCAAAACAUGCACAGUGGGAUGCAAAGGUCCACUGUCAAGAUUUUUAUCUUCUUUUUUUAAACUCUUUUUUUUUUUACUCAGGUGAUGCCUGCUACAGUAAUUCAAGAAUUUUUUUUUGGUCUUAAAAGUUUUGUAUGAAAUUGAAAAACAUGUCUCAUUGGUCUAUAAUUUUUGACACACAAUACAAGUAAUUCAAAUCGGAAGAUAUAAACCCUUUUAAUGUACAGUAUGAGGUGUUUUUAUCUUUUAACAAAAUCUUCCAGAAAUAAAAUGGUUCUGUGUAAUCAUUGUUGCUCUGAGUCAAAAGAAGCCACAGUAGGUUAGCUUAGCUUAGCAUAAAGACUGGAAACAGCUAGCAUGGAUCUGUCCAAAGAUAAUAAAAUCCCUCUACUGCUAUAUCUUGUUUGUUUAACAUUUAUAUACAGUACUUACAACACAA
Micropterus salmoides (largemouth bass) is the source of this 2341-nucleotide messenger RNA. RefSeq names its product solute carrier family 22 member 5 (gene slc22a5). Gene Ontology annotation, molecular function: transmembrane transporter activity. Gene Ontology annotation, biological process: transmembrane transport. NCBI's taxonomy places the organism in Eukaryota, Metazoa, Chordata, Actinopteri, Centrarchiformes, Centrarchidae. Gene Ontology annotation, cellular component: membrane. The transcript is spliced from 10 exons. Bases 139 to 1812 code for a protein of 557 amino acids. The record is from RefSeq and is a predicted model, not a curated record.